CGGGAAGACGCGACGAACCAGCAGAACAACAAGCAAGAAGCAAAAAGACGGCAGCCACUGCCAAACCACAACAACAUCAUCAGCUGACAGAGUGCGUGGCGGUCGAGCGGAGGACAACCAGCAACCAAGACUCACCAACCAACAGACAGCCAUGUCGUCUCGCGUGCCCACCUAUGACCAAGACAUUGAGAAGUGCAAGUCGUUCUUGCAAGAGUUCCAGACUGGCGCUGGAGCCUCACGCCACUUCAAAUAUGGAACUCAGAUGCAAGAGAUUGUGAACCGGGAACGCGAUGUUCUCGAGAUUGAUCUCGACGAUGUCUACGAUUUUGGAAGCUCGGAUCUUGGUGACAACAUCCUCCAAAACACCAAGCGUUACACGUCCCUCUUUGCCGAGGCCUGCGAUGAUCUCUCAAAGGACAUUGCCGUGACAAACGAGAACGCCGAGAGGACGCCUCUCGAUACAUACAUCCAGCACCGCAUUGCUCUGCUCAACAGCAACCAACCGGAAGGUGCAGAGGUUGAUCCCCGCACACGUUACCCGGCUUCUCUUCUCCGCAGAUAUGAGGUCAUGUUCAAGCCUCCAAGCACACAGAAGGGCCGCAGCAUCCGCCAAGUCGACGCAAAGGACAUUGGCUCCCUCGUUACCGUCGAAGGCAUUGUGACGCGUGCCACUGCGGUAAAGCCGCUCAUGUCGGUUGCGACGUACUCGUGCGACGCGUGCGGGUCUGAGGUGUACCAGGAGGUGAAGAGCCCCAACUUCAUGCCCCAGUUCUCGUGCACGAGCGAGGUGUGCGCCCAGAACAAGCAGCGUGGGCGCCUCACCCUGCAGACGCGCGGCUCAAAGUUUAUCCGCUUCCAGGAAAUCAAAAUCCAAGAAAUGGCGCGCCAUGUCCCCACGGGCCACAUCCCGCGCACCAUGACAGUGCAUGUGUUUGGCAAGAACACGCGCGUGGCCUUCCCUGGCGACGAAGUGACCAUCACAGGCAUCUUCCUGCCCGUGCCGUAUACGGGCUACCGCGCCAUCCGCGCAGGUUUGCUCUCAGACACAUACCUCGAAGCGCAGCACAUUGACAAGCGCAAGAAGACACACGCAGAGCAGUCGCUGACAGAGGAGAUGCGCGCCGAGAUUGAGGAGAAGGCUGGGGAGCCCGAAAUCUACGACCAGCUGGCGUCGUCCAUCGCUCCGGAGAUUUACGGCCACGAGGACGUCAAGAAGGCGCUGCUGCUGCUGCUCGUUGGCGGCGCAGACAGGAAGCUUGCAGACGGCAUGAAGAUCAGGGGCGACAUCAACGUCUGCCUGAUGGGCGAUCCCGGUGUUGCCAAGUCGCAGCUGCUGAAGAAGGUGGCAGAGCUUGCGCCGCGUGGCGUGUACACCACGGGCCGCGGUAGCUCCGGCGUCGGUCUCACAGCCGCCGUCAACAGAGAUCCCAUCACCAAAGAGCUUGUGCUUGAGGGCGGCGCGCUUGUGCUUGCGGACAUGGGCGUCUGCUGUAUUGAUGAGUUUGACAAGAUGGAAGAAGGCGAUCGGACUGCGAUUCACGAGGUGAUGGAACAGCAGACCAUCUCCAUUGCAAAGGCCGGCAUCACCACCACCCUCAAUGCACGUGCUGCCAUCCUCGCCGCCGCUAACCCGGCAUACGGCCGAUACAACAUCAAGCGGUCGCCCACGCAAAACAUUAACUUGCCUGCGGCGCUGCUGUCUCGCUUUGACCUCAUGUUUCUCCUCCUCGACCGUCCAAACCUCGACGCCGACCUCAGGCUUGCGCGACACAUCACAUAUGUGCACGCCCACAACGAUUUCCCAACAGAGGGGAGGGAGCCGCUCGAAGUUGAUUUUCUCAGGAACUACAUUGCGGUUGCCAAGACCUUCGAGCCAUACAUCCAUCCCGACCUCACAGAUCACAUCACUGGCGUCUACGCAAAGAUCCGCGAAGACCAGGAGGAGAGUGUGGAUGAUACGCACAUCACUGCGCGAACACUGCUUGCCAUUCUCCGUCUCUCCACAGCGCUGGCCAAGCUUCGUUUCAGCAACGAGGUUGUGCAGGAGGACUUUGAGGAAGCGCUUCGCCUGAUGCACUCCAGCAAGGCGUCUGUGCUGGAGGCCAAGGAGACGCAGCGCAAGCGCAAGGAUCCCAUCAAGGACAUUUACGAGAUUAUCAAGGACAUGAAGCACAGGCACAAGACAUCAGACCUCAGGAUGUCCGACGUGGAGCGUGUUGUGUCGACCAAAGGUUACGGCAUGCAGCCGCUGGAGAAGUGCAUUGCAGAGUAUGAGGCCCUCAACGUGUGGAUGCGCACCGGUGAUGGACACCGUCUCAAGUUCAUCUGAUUCGCUGUGCUCGAUGUCAUGCCCUGUUGUGUAUGUGUGUGUGUGUGUGCGUCAUCUCCGUAUCUUCCAUGCAUUCCCGCUUUGUGUACCCUUUGUCUUUAGCUUGCUCGAUGUUUUGUUUGUCUGGACGUUCUGUGUUGCCGCGUUGCUAUGCCGUUCGCUUGCUUGGUCCGGCAUUACCCCUCUUGCUCGUUGACUGCACACAAACACACUUGCACACAUGCACACACGAGCACACAUGCCAUUCUUCCGCCCUUGCCAUGUCUCUCGCUUACGUUUCUCUUUGAAUGAACAAAUGCAAAUCAACGCAAA
Molecule: messenger RNA, 2641 nt
Organism: Salpingoeca rosetta
Lineage: Eukaryota; Choanoflagellata; Craspedida; Salpingoecidae
Product: DNA replication licensing factor MCM7
Exons: 18
Coding region: 152-2329 (725 amino acids)
Biological process (GO): DNA strand elongation involved in DNA replication; DNA replication; DNA replication initiation
Cellular component (GO): nucleus; MCM complex
Molecular function (GO): ATP hydrolysis activity; single-stranded DNA binding; single-stranded DNA helicase activity
Source: RefSeq, a predicted model, not a curated record